Molecule: messenger RNA, 1176 nt
Organism: Fusarium venenatum
Lineage: Eukaryota; Fungi; Ascomycota; Sordariomycetes; Hypocreales; Nectriaceae
Molecular function (GO): oxidoreductase activity
Source: RefSeq, a predicted model, not a curated record
AUGGCUACGACAUCCAAACCUCAUCUCGGCAAAUUUCGCUAUCUGACCCGAGGAGCUCAGCCGACUCCAAGCAAAGAAGCCUAUCUGCUUCCAUCACUCUCUGAGUUUGGCGAUGUCGUCACUCUACCCUUGACUGACUUGCGGCCGUCCUUGGACCUUGGACAAGAUUCUCCAUACAAACUUGAGGUCCAUGGCUUUACUGCCCGUCGACAUUCUUCAGCUUUGAACUCAGCUCCCCACAGUCGCCAGAGUUGGAAUAAUGAAAAGCUUCUUCGUCAAACUUACUUUCCAGAAGUGGAAGAAUUCGUCAAGAACUUGACGGGAUGCAAGAAGGCUGUGGUAUCUGCUGCCGUUGUCAGAAAUCGUCUGUACAGCGAGGGUGAUGAGCCUUCGCCUACAGGUGAAGAGGUAGACGCACAACUACCUAGAUCAGAUGACACGUCUCACCUUUUCCCACCGAUCUUUGGCAAUUCUGCAAAGGACGGGGUAUGUCCAGCUCCCAAAGUGCAUUUAGACUGCACUCCCAAGGGAGCUAGACACCAUAUUCGCCGGUACCACAACGAAGUUGCUUUGGCAGCUGAAAAGGUCAUUGAGGCAGAAAACCGAUUGCUCGAGUCAGGCACCCAGUGGAACGAUCUCAAAGAUUAUUAUCGCGGGGGUGAGGCCGGUAGUGGAGGUGUUCCUCGCUUCGCCCUCUUCUCGAUAUGGCGACCUUUGAAGACUGUUCACCGUGAUCCUCUGGCUCUAUCCUCAGCUGCUUCGUUCCCUGUUUCUGACUACGUGCCCGCCGACCAGCGGGAGCCAACGGAUCACAGCAUUCCUUCUCACUUGUACCGCAUCAUUGAUCCCAACACUGGUGGUGCUGCCAACGGUGACACUGACAAUAGUGAUGAUACCUACCAGACUCAAAGUUACCUGGCAUAUGCCCCACGAGAUAAAGAAAAGACAUCUCAUGACUGGCAUUACAUCUCAGAGCAAAAACCUUCUGAUGUUUUAGUGAUCCAGCUAUUCGACAACGAGAUGGAAGCGCAUGCAAGAGCACCUCUGGAAGGCGGUGAAGGGAAGUCUGAUCUUGGAGUUGGAGGAGCUAUUCACAGUGCUUUUGAGCUGGUGGAUCAGGACGAGAAUGCCGAAGCUAGAGAAAGUAUUGAGGUUCGCGUGGCAGCAUUCUGGUGA